This is a messenger RNA of Rhipicephalus sanguineus (brown dog tick), 1127 nucleotides long. RefSeq lists its product as uncharacterized. The transcript has 3 exons. The coding region runs from base 310 to 1116 and encodes 268 amino acids. The record is from RefSeq and is a predicted model, not a curated record. NCBI's taxonomy places the organism in Eukaryota, Metazoa, Arthropoda, Arachnida, Ixodida, Ixodidae.
UCAUGCUGUAUCGUCGUCCUUGCUAGUUACAUGGUGUCAGAAGUGGCCGCCGCGGACCGAAGCACGUCAGCAACGGCGCGGAAUCGCCAUGGACCUACUGAAGCCGCCAGAGCCAUUGCGCCUAUCUGGCAACUUGUCUGAAAAUUGGAAGCGCUUCAAGCAAAGGUUCGAGCUUUUUCUGCAAGCAACGGCAGUCGAGAAGGCCCCGAGAAGUGACUCCUCGAAAGUGGCACUCUUGAUGAGCUUCGCGGGAGACGAAGUGCUCGACAUCUUCAACAACUUUAAGUACGGCCCCGAAGAAAGCAAGGAAUGUUACGACACGGUCGUGCAGAAGUUCGACGCCUACUUCUCCGAGAUUUCAGGCACCUGUUCCAAGGGCUCGGCUGCUUGAAAACGCAGUACAGAAUGUUCCUGGAUCCAGACGCGGUUCCGGUCGUUCAGCCUGCUCGCCGGGUUCCUCUUGCACUUCAGGAACCUCUGAAGAAGGAACUACAGCGAAUGACCCGGGAGGGCAUCAUCGUCAAAGAAAAUGAGCCAACCGACUGGUAUAUUCCUGGGAAGCACCUUGUUCUUGCUGACAUGUUGUCCCGGUCAACUGCUGACAACCAAGACGAGGCUGGUGCUACUACCGACGUGGAAGUUCACGCAAUCCAGCUUCUAGGUUACCGUGUCACAAAAGCAACGCAGAAAGAACUGCAAGCGGUAACUGCUCGUGACCGCUACCUACAGUCGGUGAUCGCAAGUUUGUCGGAGGGGCUUCCAGUACAAGGUGAACUAAAGCCUUUUGAGCAAGAACUCUCAUUUGUCAACGGAAUACUUUUAAAGGCGUCGAAGGUUGUUAUUCCGAAAAGCAUGCGACAAACUCUGCUUGAAAAAAUCCGUGCAGGUCACCUCGGGAUGCAAAAAUGCAAAGAAAGGGCCAGACGCCUCGUGUUUUGGCCGGGGCUUAACGCUGAGAUUGCUUCCAUGGUGCAACUUUGUCCUAUAUGCCGCAAGUACGCUUACAAACAGCCCAAGGAACCGCUUCAAAUGCGGCCCGUGCCAGGUUGUGCAUGGCAUAGAGUUGGAGCUGAUAUUUUUUUCGUUUGCGGGGGACUCGUACAUCGUUGUCUUUGACGCCUUAUCAA